AUGGCAUCCAGCAGCCACCCGACAUUAGAUGAAACAAUGAAGACGCAACCAAAUGUUACUUGCUUGCCGAAUGAGGAUGCAAAUGUUAAUCUCUUUCAAAGGAGAAAGAGAACCAAGACAUCUACAGUAUGGGCUGAAUACAAAGAAGUGGUCCUUCCUAACGAUGAGAAGAAAGAAGAGUGUAUCCAUUGUAAAUACAAGCUUCAAAUUCAUGCAUCCGGAAGCACUACACAUUUUGGAAGACAUUUACAAAGGUGUGUGAAGCGAGCCGCUUCACGUAGACAACAACAUAUUAAUUUUCCCCCUGCUAAUUCUAGUGGGGGAACAUCUGUCCUUCCUACUCUUACCGGUAAGUUCGACAUGACGGUGAUGAGGGAAUUGAUUGCACAAUGGGUGCUUAUGCAUGAGCACCCAUUUACCAUUGUGGAAGAGGAGGGUUUGAACAAUAUGUUGAAAUAUGGGAUUCCAGGAUGGUCAAGGGUUUCACGCAAUACAUGUAAAAAUGAUUGUGCGAAGGUGUAUGAAAUGGAGAAACAAAAGUUGAAGACAUUGCUAAAAGGUGUAAGGAGGAUAAGUUUGACCACAGAUUUGUGGAAUUCUGACAACCAAAAGUUGGAGUAUAUGGUUUUGACAGGGCAUUGGAUAGAUGAUAAUUGGAAGUUGAACAAACGGGUUCUUAACUUUGUUCGUUUACCUACUCCAAAAGGUAGUGUGCAGAUUGCUGAUGCAAUUUACAAAUGUUUGGCAGAAUGGGAGAUUGAAGACAAGGUCCAAACGAUAUCAGUGGACAAUGUUAGUAGUAAUGAUGUGGCAAUAAGGGUGUUGAAGCAAAAUUUUACAAUAACAAGGCAGUUGAGUUGUGGGGGUAAAAUGUUUCAUGUCAGAUGUUGUGCACACAUCUUAAACUUGAUGGUGCAAGAUGGUCUUUCACAGAUUAGGAGAAUCAUCGACAAGAUCCAUGAGAGUGUGGUAUACAUUAAUGGUUCAGAGGGUAGGCUGAAGUUUUUUGCAGAGAUUGUGCAACAAUUGCGUUUGCUAUGUCGAAAACUUAUCCUUGAUUGUAAAACAAGGUGGAAUUCAACUUAUGACAUGUUGGAAAUUGCAAUUAAGUUUAAAGAAGUGUUUCCAAGAUACAAAGAAAGGGAUGAGGGUUAUGAACAUUGUCCAGAUAAAGAAGAUUGGGUGAAAGUAGAGAAAGUCUGUGAGAUUCUAAGGGUUUUUAGUACAAUGACCAAUAUCAUCUCAAGGAGUAAUUAUCCAACAUCAAAUGUAUUUCUAAGGCAAGUAUAUAGGAUCAAAAUUUUGUUGGAUAAAAAAAGUGAAAGUGAAGAUGAAUUUAUUAGACAGAUGGUGAGAAAAAUGAAAGAGAAGUGUGAUAAGUACUGGGAGCAAUGUAAUUUGUUGAUGGCUGUUGCAGCUAUAUUGGACCCUAGGUACAAAAUUAGGGUGAUUGAGUUUUCUUUCCCUAAGAUGUAUUCUAACGUUGAGGCACGGGCAAAUGCUACAACUGUUCGGGAUACUUUGUAUGAGGUAUAUGGGGAAUAUGCUAAUGAUUGUCAAUCAUCUAGUGCAAUCCGCAGAGGUACAAUUGAAAGGGUUGGACUUGAAGUAAUUCCCGGGGGGUCUAUGGGAGGAGCUGAUGAUUGGGAAUUUGAUGAUUUUCUGGAUGAGGUUGAAACUAUUGAGCCAAAUAAAUCUCAGUUGGAUAUUUACCUAAGCGAGCCAUGUUAUAAGUGUCAGGGUGAUUCGGAAAAUUUUGAUGCUUUGGAUUGGUGGAAGGCGAAUGCUUUGAAGUACCCUAUCUUGUCUAGGAUGGCUCGUGAUAUACUAGCUAUUCCGAUCACUACAGUGGCUUCAGAGGCUACUUUUAGCGCCGGUAGUAGAGUUAUUGACACAUAUCGAUCUUCGUUGUCUCCCGAAACAGUGGAAAUGUUGUUAUGUGGAGCUGAUUGGUCUCGCAUUUUAAAUAGAGUGAAAAAAGGAAUCACGAUACAGAAGGAACCAGUGGAGAUUCAACUUUCGGAAGUUUGA
Molecule: messenger RNA, 2031 nt
Organism: Pistacia vera
Lineage: Eukaryota; Viridiplantae; Streptophyta; Magnoliopsida; Sapindales; Anacardiaceae
Product: zinc finger BED domain-containing protein RICESLEEPER 2-like
Exons: 2
Coding region: 1-2031 (676 amino acids)
Molecular function (GO): DNA binding; protein dimerization activity
Source: RefSeq, a predicted model, not a curated record